AUGAAACCAGAGAUGCCAUUCGAGCAGUUACCUGUGUUGGAAAUAGAUGGGCAACAGCUUGCACAAUCGUACGCGAUUUGCCGCUAUUUGGCUAGACAAUUUGGAUAUGCUGGAAAGACACCUUUUGAAGAGGCAGUGGUAGAUUCAAUUGCAGACCAAAUAAAGGACUACAUGAUUGAGAUUAGACCGUUUAUAAAGGUGGUAUGGGGAUUUGAGGAAGGAGACUUGGUGAGUCCUGAGAAGAAUUCUUAA
Strongylus vulgaris is the source of this 252-nucleotide messenger RNA. Lineage: Eukaryota; Metazoa; Nematoda; Chromadorea; Rhabditida; Strongylidae. The record is from the annotation of a GenBank genome assembly.